Molecule: messenger RNA, 986 nt
Organism: Anopheles funestus (African malaria mosquito)
Lineage: Eukaryota; Metazoa; Arthropoda; Insecta; Diptera; Culicidae
Exons: 2
Coding region: 274-948 (224 amino acids)
Source: RefSeq, a predicted model, not a curated record
CCGCUAGGCACCGUGUUGUCAGCGAUGUAAACAAAUUGUUAUUCAAUUCUUGCGUUCGGUGUAUGUACACAAACGAAAUUUAAGAAAAUGUGUUAAUUUUAAAUUCUUACGUUGACGAAGCUUUGAGCAAGUAAUGUCUGCGAAUAAAACGUGUGUUCUGCUAAAUUUUAAACGUUCAGCACCUUUAAACAUAUGACGAUCAGAUAGUUCCAUAGUGAAAAACAUCAAAAAAAAAAUUCCAAUCACUGCACCCAAGCACGGUUUAAUAACAUCAUGAAACGAGUAGCUGAGCUAGAAUGCAAAAGUGUGACCAUUGGCAAGUCGCGUGAAAAGUUGUUACGUUCGCGCAACAAACGGAAAUGCAAACGAAAGAAGAAUUCCCGAACGAUAAAGCGCUUGUGUACAUUGAAAGAACAAGGAAAUCAUUAUAGUUCAGAACGAAAUGAAAGGGACAACGUUCAUCAAACGCAACCGUACAUGGGAAUUCACCCGACAGGUACUGAACCGUCCACGGAGAUACGUUUGAAGCAUGCUCAAAACGUAUGGAUUAGAACUUAUCAACGAAUUGUAAAAUGGCACGGUAAACAUCAAACGAACUAUUGGAAGCAUUGUGCCCAACAGUUGAAGGCAGAAAAUGAUCGCCUAAAGCGUGUAAUGUUUGCGACACGACCCUUAACUACUAGUAACGAUGUUGAGGAGAGUGAAUCGGAAGACGAUCUUCACUACAGAGACGAUCCGUUCGGUGAUACAGACGACGAAAGUUCGGAGGAAUUAGAUGCAAUCGAAGGAUCUCGUGAACAACUUCAACGUGCGCAAAAACGACGAACCUCUCGGCGGGACGAACGGGAAGAACGGGACGAGCUUGACGAGGAGUUUCUCGCGUUCAUGGAAGUAUCUGCCCGCCACCGACUCGAACAUCGACGACUGAAAAAUGAAAGUGUUCAUUAAUUAGAUUUAUGAAUAAAUUAAUGCCGAUUAAAGCACCA